This is a messenger RNA of Dermacentor silvarum, 2884 nucleotides long. RefSeq names its product hemicentin-1-like. NCBI's taxonomy places the organism in Eukaryota, Metazoa, Arthropoda, Arachnida, Ixodida, Ixodidae. The transcript is spliced from 9 exons. The record is from RefSeq and is a predicted model, not a curated record. Bases 929 to 2884 code for a protein of 651 amino acids.
AGAGCUCCGUGCGGCGGUAAUAUCUUUCGCGACGUGCACCGAGAAGAGGAAUUUGCAGGAGACGCAUUUUGCCCUCGCUUUUAUUGUUUCGCUCUCCAUCUGUGAGCUGGAGUCACUCUUCAUCUCUCCAGGUGUCACGGUGCUCUCGAAUACUUAAGUUCCUUAAACCAUCGCCGUGUGAAAAGCGGCGUGUGCUCUUUUAUUUUUCGUGUGUGUGUGUGUAUGCAUGCGGUGCGCGCAACUUUAAGCGGUGUCUUGCCUCGCCUCUUCGUGUGAACUCGCCGGUGCGUGGCGCGGGAAAUGUCGCCGAAGUGGCAGGCGGAUGGUGCGUGGGGCCACUGAUGCCCUGCGACGUGGAUUCGUACUGCUGAGGAGUAUGGUGCUUGUUCAAGGGAUACAUCGGGUCGUGUGAAUUCGUACUGCGACUUUUCGGCUCGAAUCUUCGCGUCUCGUCUCAUUGUGCUGCGGCGUGCUUUUUUAUGUGCGCUUGUGUCGGUCGGUCAUGAGGCAGCGUCGUCGUUUAGACUGACGUCAUUCACUGUACGCCGUGUCACGAGAUGCAUACCCUGCAUAUGCGCUCGGUAUGAUAGUUCGUGGAUCACACUUGAUUUUCGUUAGAGAUUUUUGAAGAUCAGUUCAGAUAGACGCGUGACUGUGUAUAUCUAUUUGCCUGUCGACUUUGAACAAACUUCGCGCACUCGCAUAAGCAUGUAGAGAGUUAAAAGUGUCCACAAGAGGAGGAAGAAACAAAACCACUAUUUUUAUUCUACCGACGUACAGCCUCGUUUAUGUGUUGCGCGAACAGGUGUGAUAGAGAACAACCAAACGGUCUCUUUACCGGGAUGUGCUGACGUGAGGACUGCAGAGAAGCCGCCCCGCAGUGGCAGGCCCCCAUGGGGCCUAGUGUACCGCCGUCUCGUUGUGCGCGAUGGCAUCAGCGUCUUCAGCGACGUGCGUUGUCGCCGCCUGCUGUGGAUAUCUGCGGGGCUCGACGACCACGGAUAUUCGCGGACCCACUUCCUCGAGCUGGCGACGGCGUCGUCCGCGAGCGCUGAACACGGCGAACGUUGCGGUGCUGGCAGCGCUGGCGCUCGUCUUGGGCGCGCAGGAAGUGUCGUCGACGCAUUCGAGAGGCACUUCCAAGCGCCUCAUCGUGCGCGAAGGCCACCAGACGGAGUUGCCGUGCGACCUGCGCGACGCCCUGUCCAAUGACUCGCUCGCCUUCGUGCACUGGUACCACGCUCCCGAGCGCGACAUUCACGGCGGCUCCUCCGGCGCGGCCUCCUCGCUGGGAUACGGUUUCCGUGCAGCCGCGGCCAGCCGCGAGCCCAUCUACACGGUGGACUUCGGGCCGGACCCGGCACUCAGCAGGGAGACAACUGUGGGAGCCGCGGGUGGCAACGGGGCCGCGGGAGGAAGUGGACGAGGCAAUAACUUGAUGCAGGUGAGCCGCUCAGCAGGACACGGAUGGGUGGGGCGUGCCUACUUUUCCAUCAUCGGCCACCCUGCCAGUCUCAAGGUGAACAGCGUACGCUUCGAGGACGCGGGUAUGUACACGUGCACGGCGGUGUACCGAGAUGGCGCCCGCAGGAACUCCACGGUGCGGCUGCAUGUCGUCGCACCUCCCGAGCCACCGGUGAUACGAGACGGCGAAGGCAACGAACUUCGAGGGACGAUUGGCCCCUUCAAUGAGGGCAGCACGCUGGCAUUGGUGUGUGUCGUCUAUGGAGGAAAACCGAAGCCCACACUUGUGUGGAGCGGCAUGCCGGACGGGAUGAUGGCUGAGGUGCGCCCUUCCUCUGAAGCACAGCUCACCACCUCUACGCUUCUCAUCCACUCGCUGAGGAGGGAGGACCUGCGUUCGACGCUCUACUGCACAGCGUCCAACAACAUAUCGUCGCCAGCCGACACGUCCGUCACGCUGGACCUCAACCUGCGUCCCACUUCGGUGAAGAUCAGGCGUACCGACAUUCCGAUCUCGGCAGGCCUGCCCGCCGAGAUUGCCUGCGAGGUGUGGGGCUCCAGGCCACCGCCUGUGGUCACGUGGUGGAAGGGACUGAGUGAACUCAAUCACACAUUCGUCUACCUGUCGACGGAUGGCAAUAUGACCACGAGCGUGGUGUCGUUUACGCCCUCGAGGGACGACCAUGGUUCCAGCCUCGCCUGUCGCGCCAAGAACCCGGCCAUGGCGGAGAGCGUGGAGGAGGACACGUGGACCAUGGAUAUCCAGUACAAACCGAAGAUAUCGCUCCAACUGGGCACCAAGCUGAGCCUUGAGAAUAUCCAGGAAAACAACGACGUGUACUUGGAGUGCCGCGUGGACGCCAAUCCUCCGGUGGACGAAGUGGCCUGGCAGUUCAACGCGCAAGAGCUGCAGGCCUCGGAGAACGUGCUCGUCUCCAAGAACUUCCUGGUCAUCCAGCGAGUGCAGACGCACCACUCGGGCCUCUACUCGUGCAGCGCCGCGAAUGCCGAAGGCCGGACGAAGGGCGAGACACUGCAGCUGCGCGUUCAGCACGCCCCGCUGUGCAAGGCCAACCAGCACGUCGUGUACGCCGCGUCACGGCACCAAGAGGUCGAGGUGCACUGCGAAGUCGAAGCAGACCCGAGCAAUGUGACGUUCGAGUGGCGCUUCAACAGCACGCUGCAACAGCGCCCCCUCAAGGGCUUCUGGGCGGAGGGUACGCGCAGCAUUGCGCGAUAUAUCCCUCACAGCCACACCGAGUAUGGGACCCUGCUGUGCACAGCCUCCAACCGCAUCGGCAAGCAGCGACAGCCGUGCGUCUUUCAUGUCGUCCAAGCAGUUCGGACAACUCCGAGUGUUUUACAACGAAUCUGUUCACAGGAGCUCUGCAAGGGCUUUGUUGCGGCGGGGAAGGUAUGA